AUGUCCGACGAUGACAACAAACGCAAGGCUGCCGAGCUGGCAGCGCAGAAAGCCGCCGAGGCUGCGAAGUCAACGACGUUCGACCACGAUUCGGAUCACGAUGAUCCGGAUGCAGAAGUUAUUUAUCGAAAGCUUGAUCCAUCAUCCCCUUAUUUUCUUGGUUCCAAUGAUCAUUCUGGAAACAUGAUUUGUACGGUGAAAUUGAAUGGUGAAAAUUAUGAACGAUGGGCACGUUCCAUGCGCUUGUCUCUGAGGGGAAAACGUAAAUGGGGAUUUGUUGAUGGUAGUAUUCGAAAACCGGUGAAUCCAAUUUAUUUGGUUGACUGGGAUGCAGUCCAAUCAACUCUAGUUCAAUGGAUUAUGAAUUCCAUUGAGGAGAAUCAGAAAAAUUCGAUUCCUUAUUUCGAGGAAGCCAAGCCUUUGUGGGAUUUGUUGCAGAGGAGAUUUACUGUGAGCAAUGGGCAGCGUCAACAAGAGUUGAAAUAUGAGUUGGCUCAAUGUAAGCAGACAGCUACUAUGUCGGUUGCCUCCUACUUUGGUAAACUGGAGAAACUCUGGGAUGAAAUUGACAACUAUAAUCCUGUUCCUGCAUGUAUUUGUGGUAUGAGUGAAGAAUUUCAGAAGAAGAAAGACGAGGCCAAAUUCCAUGAUUUUCUGUUUGGCAUUAAUCAGGAGAGAUAUGGGAACUUGCGUUCUCAAUUAUUGGCGCAAGACCCGUUACCAACCUUGGAUUGGGCAUUUAAAGCGAUGAACCAAGAAGAACAAUUGCAAAAGAGGAAUGCUGUGGUGAAAUCUGAUGCAGUAGAUGUGAUGACUUUUGCAGUUCAAGGUACCAACAAAGAGUUGGGCAUGAGGAAGCCACAUGUUAUGGGAAACAUGGUUUUCCGGAGUGGUGGGGAAAUCGACCCCAGGAUACUUAUGUAUCGGGUCUGUAUCUUAUCGGGUCUGUAUCUAGUUUAG
Molecule: messenger RNA, 960 nt
Organism: Asparagus officinalis (garden asparagus)
Lineage: Eukaryota; Viridiplantae; Streptophyta; Magnoliopsida; Asparagales; Asparagaceae
Exons: 3
Coding region: 1-960 (319 amino acids)
Source: RefSeq, a predicted model, not a curated record